AUGACGGCAAGAGUGGAGUUGAUGCGCCGACUCUUCACUGACCCGCGCUUUGCACCUCCUGAAGCGGCACCCCGGACCAAGGUGGCCACCAACAGGCGGCAGAGCCGACCCGAGGAGCGCCAGCGGCAGAACAUCACGGUGAGUCGUUUGGAUGAGAAAGUUUUUGUCUCAGCACGAAAUGGAAUGAAGGGAUACGAAGUUCGGUUCCGGCAUCAAUUUGGAAGAUAA
Messenger RNA from Durusdinium trenchii, 228 nucleotides. The record is from the annotation of a GenBank genome assembly. NCBI's taxonomy places the organism in Eukaryota, Dinophyceae, Suessiales, Symbiodiniaceae.